This is a messenger RNA of Seriola aureovittata, 2509 nucleotides long. RefSeq lists its product as uncharacterized. NCBI's taxonomy places the organism in Eukaryota, Metazoa, Chordata, Actinopteri, Carangiformes, Carangidae. Gene Ontology annotation, molecular function: protein dimerization activity. The coding region runs from base 60 to 1556 and encodes 498 amino acids. The record is from RefSeq and is a predicted model, not a curated record. The transcript is spliced from 3 exons.
AGAGAGGACUCUGAGGUGAGACGUACAAAGACGGUAAAGAGGAGACGUGAAGCUGAAAAAUGUCUGACGUGAAUCCACAGAGAGGUCGAUCCCGACGGGGUAAUUACCAUGAGCAGAGGCUCCAGCCGCCACGACGGGACCAAGUCAGGCAGAGAAGAGCUGGGACUCGGCACAUACUGAACGAAAGCCUGUUGAAGAUGAUUGUAUCAAAUCUGCAGCCCUUGGAGAUCACAGCAGGUGAUAACUUUCUGGGUUUUGUAGAAGCGCUAAACCCCACUGUUCAAAUUCCUACCAAAGCUGAGAUUCGCUCAGAGCUUCUCACUGUUUACAAGGAAAAGGAAGAAGAGUUGCGACGCAGCUUGGCCUCUGCUGAUGACAUUGUGCUGACCUGUGAGUUGUGGUCUUCAAGACCUGAAGACCCCUACCUGACGGUGGGUUGCCACUUUGUGGAUCGCAAUGGGAAACGCAAGUCCUACAUGCUCAAAACUACCAGCCUGUUUGGAGACGAAUCUACAGCCAACAUUAAAAAGCAGCUCUUAGGUGUCAUGGAGGCUUGGGGCGUGAAAGAAAAGGUCCACAGUGUCGUCAGAGCUGGCAUGCCACAAAUGAAAAAUGUUCAAGUGGAGUGGACAGACAUGCCUUGUUUUGCUGACACUUUAGAUGAGGUAUUUAAGGAUCUGAAGAGGAACGACCAGCUGUUGGACGUUCUCAGAAAGUGUCAGAACAUCGUCAGGUUCUUCAAGAACGAUUCUGAAGCUGAGGAGAAGCUCAGAAAGAUUCAACGCCAGCUGGGUAUGAGACAAGACGAGCUGGUCAUGUACUCAGGUGACCAAUGGUUCGCUUGGCUGCACAUGCUUCAGCGCCUGCUUCAGCAGUACAGAGCCAUGGUGAUGGUGCUCGACGAGGGAGGCAAGACAGAUUUAAUUCUGAAUGAAGAAGAAAAAGAGAAACUCAAGAACGUGAUAUCUGCUCUGGAGCCUCUAAAGGAAGCUACGUCCAAGAUGAAAAGUGGAUUCGAGACUAUUUCUGUCAUGUUACCACUGCUGACGACGCUCAUGGAGAAACUUGACAAAGAGAAAAGGAAAAGCAAUAAUGUUGCUCAGAUUUUACUCUCAAAAUGUAGAAAGGAGUUCGGUGAUGUCAACAACCACCAGCUGGCCCCCAGCACAUUCCUUGAUCCACGAUACAAAAACCGUCUGACAGAUAAAAACAAAAGACAAGCAAAGGAUAAAAUACUGAAGGAGCUCACCGCAGGUCGAAACUGCUCUCCCGCUCAAGUGUCGAAGUUCAAAGACAUGCUGGAAAGGUACAUGUCCUAUGAGUCGUCCUCAGAGGAGUCAAACCCUUUAGCCUGGUGGAGGUACAACGGAAUGGAUCAUUUUGGUGAAUUAAGCCAGCUGGCUCUGAAAAAACUUGGGGUUGUCUCGACUGCUGUGCCCUUAGAGAGAGCCUUCUCCGGGGCAGGUGAUCAGUUCUGCAACCAAAGGAGCGCCAUCGAGCCCGAAAACCUCAACAUGAUCCUGUUCCUCAACAGCAACUGGUCCAAAGAGUCUUAGAGACAAACCUACUGCUCUUUCAGCUGAUUAAAACACACACACAUUUUUUACAAAGACACUUUCCUAGAGGAAAUACACGUCAUAUGAACUUUGAAAACACAUCAUAUAGUAAAACUAGAGAACACUCCACUGAAGCUAUACAACUGUUAAAUGCCCAGAUGAAUGCAGCGACUCACAGGUUUUAUAAAUCAACACUGAGGGGAAACCCAGUGUCUCAACUCUGCCUGAUUUAAGAUUGUAUUAAAAAAUUUAAUCUCUUUACAAAAGCCUCUCCACCAUCAUCCCUGUGCCAAAGUCUUCAAAGAUCACCUGCCUCAAGACUUCAGACUUGUUGCCCUGACAUCUAUAGCUAUAAAAGCAUUUGAGCGUAGCAUCCUAUCAUACCUGACACCCAGCUCCUCCCCCUGAAGGAUCCAUAUCAAUUCCCCUACCAACGCCACCGGUCUGUUGAAGGUGCAGUCAACACAGCCUGGAAUCACCGAACACCUACACAGGCCUCCUGUUCAUAGACUUCAGUUCUACCUUUAAUUAAAAAGUCUUUACCACACUUUUGGAUCUGAACACUGACCCAUCCACAUGCCCCUGGACUCAGAGCUUCCUGUGGACCAGACCACAGAGACCCUCUGUCCCUCAGCCCAGGAGCUCCUCAGGGCGAUGUUCUUCCCCCUGGUUUUUCUCACUUCACAUCCAAGGACAGGUCUGUGGAAACAAUUCAACCCGCUGAUGGCACAACCACUGAAGACCUCAUCCCCAAUAAUGAAGAACGCAUGCCACUAACAUGCAUUACCAUGAUUAUCUGAUGUCUGAUGUGGUCCAUUUAUUCAUUACAGAGAAUAACCAAAGACAAAAGCCUCCAAACAUACUGGUUAUCUAUCUAUUCAUUGUGAUAUUUUCAUUAUUGAUUAAUCUCCUAAUACUUUUUUCAAUUAACUGAUUGUUUUGUCAAUAAAAUG